GUGAGCAUGGGUGAGCCUUUACAUCACUGGUGGGAUGUGGGAAAGUAGUCCGACAUCACAGAGUUGUGUCUUUUUCUUUUUGCUCCACUUGGCUUGACUGUCUUGGGCACAGCGAUUGAUGAAUCAUGAAUCUGUUUUGCUUCACUCUGGAUGGCUCCUCAGAGAGCAUCUAUGAAGCACCCCACGAUUCAUCACUGAAGGACGUGUUACCAAAGUACCACUGCAGCCCUCUUCUAAGGCGUAGAGCUCAAUGGACUGGCUCAGAUCCAAAUAUCAGUUAUGUCCAAACAUCAAAUAAUGCACGAUUAAAAAGAAACAAUAGAAGGUCUUGUAUCCCAACUUCAGCAAUAGAAAACGAAAGAUCAGAAACAGAUUAUACUUGUUGGACAGCAUCGGCUCUCGGAAAUGAUGUUCAUGAUCAAGAGACAGAACGAAGGACGGUCAGCUGUCAAAGCAGCACUGAAGAUCCAACGAAGGAGCUGAAGUCUGGAAAGACGAAAGAUGCUCUACCAGUUCAGAGUGGUAAAAGUGCAGAAGAGAAAGAUGGAGCGCUGACUUCCACAGCAAGAAGAUUGAAGAUGUUUCAUGAUUUGGUGCAAGCCAAAAAAAGAAAUCAGGAUGCUUCUGGAAAAGGAAAGAACCGGCCGAAUAAGAGCAAUAAUUCAUCACACGUGUUAAGUAACAGCAACCCGGUGUUGACCUGCAUCGGCCUCGGCAAACGGACUGAGAAAAAAUCUUCUGGAGACGCUCAGCAAGAAGAAGUAAAAACCCCAAAUGAGGAUUUAAGGACGAAAUGUGUUUGGAACCCAUCUGAGUGUUCUCAGGCCUGUUCGCCUUUCUAUUCUACGUGCCACCCACCUGGACACGAGCCGCCGUGGCUUUGCGCUAGCCACUUGUUGCUUCCUCAGGCAACGCAAUGGGAACGCUUUGAGAGUCUGAUUCGGGAACUGGACAGAAAAGAAUUGGAAUUUUCAUCAGCCACAAUUGCAGAUUCAACCAGAGAUAUUCAACCCACACAAGACAAGAUGAUCAAAUUUGGAGAUUUUCACACCCGCACGGCGCUGUCGCCUUUGAUGAAAUCACAUGAUACACGCUCUUUGCUGGAAAAGAAUGGAUCCAAACCAAGCCAGAACCAGACUGAGGACCCACCACGGGCUGACACCACAGCGGAGAAAGAAGUUACAGCUGUCAUCCGUGUCGACACCCCAAAAGCAGAAUCUAAGAAGAGAGAAUCUGGUGUCGGAAGGAUACUCGCUGAAGGAUGCAAGCUCUCCAGUAAUUCAAUGGAAAGCCUCUAUAGUCGACAAAGUUCCUCAAGUGGAGUCACAAGUGAUUGUUCCAGUAACAGAGACAGUCUCCGGCUGGAGGAUGAGCUGGUUUGCGCAAGACACUUCUGUGGUCGAGCGAGAGUCCAUACAGAGUUUACGCCGAGUCCGUAUGACACGGAAUCCCUCAAACUCAAGGUUGGUGACGUGAUUGACAUCAUCCACAAGCGCCCCAUGGGAAUAUGGACUGGGAUGCUGAACAACAAAAUAGGCACCUUUAAAUUCAUCUACGUGGAUGAGUUCACGGAGGAACUUCCUGAGACACACAAAGCAAGACAAAAAUGUCGAUCCACUAUCCAUGAAGUGUUGAGGCGCCUCAGUUUGGAGGAAUAUUCCAAUUCUCUGCAGCAGAACGGCUAUCAAACAGUAGAUGACUUAAUGAGGCUGAAGGAGCAUCACCUGACAAAACUCAAAGUGACUGAUCCAGAGCACAGGCAUCGUCUGCUCGCUGCUGUCGAGUCCUUGCAACAACUGCGUUACACUAAUUGUCACUUGGAGAAGGAGCCCAAUCAAGAGGCCAAGACGGAGAACACCAAAGGAGACACAAAUACCUGCCUGAGAGACUCUGGCUGCCACAUGACCUCUGACAUCAGCCGAGAGGACACAGAGCUUCAAUUUCCUUGCGAACCUGUGCAGAUGACAGCUUCGUGAAAUGAUAUCUAAUGGCCCGAACCAAUGUUUAUAUUUACUUGCAUCAACAUAAUUAUAAACAUUGUACAGGGGCAUGCUCAUGUUGAGCUCGGACUCCCAACCCCAACAAUUUAUCCGAGCAAAUGUAAGAUUUCUGUUUGCAGAAGUAAAAUAUUUUAUGUGAUG
Molecule: messenger RNA, 2141 nt
Organism: Syngnathus acus (greater pipefish)
Lineage: Eukaryota; Metazoa; Chordata; Actinopteri; Syngnathiformes; Syngnathidae
Gene: samsn1b
Product: SAM domain, SH3 domain and nuclear localisation signals 1b
Exons: 15
Coding region: 126-1976 (616 amino acids)
Molecular function (GO): protein binding
Source: RefSeq, a predicted model, not a curated record